AUGGCGGAAGAAGUCUACGACGGUGCCAUUGGCAUUGAUCUGGGUACCACCUACUCUUGCGUGGCCACCUAUGAGGGCAGCAAUGUCGAGAUCAUCGCCAACGAGCAGGGUUCUUUCACCACCCCUUCCUUCGUGUCCUUCACGGCCGAGGAGCGGUUAAUUGGUGAGGCCGCCAAGAACCAGGCUGCCAUGAACCCCACAAACACCGUCUUCGACGUCAAGCGAUUGAUCGGUCGCCGCUACGAUGACCCCACCGUCAAGAAGGACCAGGAGUCUUGGCCCUUCAAGGUCGUCGACGACAACGGCAACCCAAAGGUCGAGGUUGAGUACCUCGGUGAGACCAAGCAGUUCUCCCCCCAGGAGAUCUCUGCCAUGGUUCUGGUCAAGAUGAAGGAGAUUGCUGAGGUCAAGCUCGGCAAGAAGGUCGAGAAGGCCGUUAUCACCGUCCCUGCCUACUUCAAUGACAACCAGCGUCAGGCCACCAAGGAUGCCGGUUCCAUCUCUGGUCUGAACGUCCUCCGUAUCAUCAACGAGCCUACCGCUGCUGCCAUUGCCUACGGUCUCGGUUCCAACAAGUCCAACAAGGAGCGCAAUGUCCUGAUCUACGAUCUUGGUGGUGGUACCUUUGAUGUGUCCCUCCUCAACAUCCAGGGAGGAGUUUUUACUGUCAAGGCUACUGCUGGAGACACCCAUUUGGGUGGUCAGGACUUCGACACCAACCUCCUUGAUCACUGCAAGAAGGAGUUCAACCGCAAGACUAAGAAGGACCUGUCCGGCGAUGCUCGUGCCCUCCGAAGGCUGCGGACUGCUUGCGAGCGUGCCAAGCGUACCCUGUCCAGCGGUGCCCAGGCUACCAUCGAGAUCGACUCUUUGUUCGAUGGUGAGGACUUCAACAUGCAGAUCACUCGUGCUCGUUUCGAGGACCUGAACGCCAAGGCUUUCGCCGGUACCCUCGAGCCUGUCGCCCAGGUUCUCAAGGACGCUGCUCUUGAGAAGAGCGCUGUCGAUGAGAUCGUCCUCGUCGGUGGUUCUACUCGUAUCCCCAAGGUUCAGAAGCUCCUCUCGGACUUCUUCGACGGCAAGAAGCUGGAGAAGUCUAUCAACCCCGAUGAGGCCGUCGCCUAUGGCGCCGCCGUUCAGGCUGGCAUUCUGUCUGGCAAGGCAACUUCCAGCGAUACCGAGGAUCUCCUCCUGCUCGACGUCGUUCCUCUGAGUCUCGGAGUCGCGAUGGAAGGCAACAUCUUUGCUCCCGUCGUUCCUCGCGGAAACACAGUCCCUACGAUCAAGAAACGUACCUUCACGACUGUAGCAGACAAUCAACAAACUGUGCAGUUCCCCGUUUUCCAGGGUGAACGUGUCAACUGCGAGGACAACACUUCUCUUGGAGAGUUCACUCUUGCUCCCAUCCCUCCCAUGAAGGCUGGCGAGCCUGUGCUCGAGGUCGUCUUCGAGGUUGACGUCAACGGUAUCCUGAAAGUCACAGCUACGGAGAAAACCUCUGGACGCAGCGCCAACAUUACGAUUUCCAACUCUGUCGGCAAGCUGUCCAGCUCCGAGAUUGAGAACAUGAUCAGCGAGGCCGAGAAGUUCAAGACCAACGACGAGGCAUUCAGCAAGCGCUUCGAGGCCAAGCAGCAGCUCGAGUCGUACAUCUCCCGCGUCGAGGAGAUCGUCUCGGACCCUACUCUGUCCCUCAAGCUGAAGCGUGGUCAGAAGGACAAGAUCGAGCAGACCCUCUCCGAGGCCAUGUCUCAGCUCGAGAUCGAGGAGUCCACCGCCGAGGACCUCAAGAAGAAGGAGCUGGCCCUGAAGAGACUCGUCACCAAGGCCAUGUCCUCCCGAUAA
Messenger RNA from Diaporthe amygdali, 1845 nucleotides. RefSeq lists its product as uncharacterized. Gene Ontology annotation, molecular function: ATP-dependent protein folding chaperone; ATP binding; misfolded protein binding. Gene Ontology annotation, cellular component: nucleus; cytosol; plasma membrane. The transcript has 7 exons. Bases 1 to 1845 code for a protein of 614 amino acids. Gene Ontology annotation, biological process: protein refolding; cellular response to unfolded protein; vesicle-mediated transport. The record is from RefSeq and is a predicted model, not a curated record. NCBI's taxonomy places the organism in Eukaryota, Fungi, Ascomycota, Sordariomycetes, Diaporthales, Diaporthaceae.